Haliotis rubra (blacklip abalone) is the source of this 1395-nucleotide messenger RNA. RefSeq lists its product as uncharacterized. The record is from RefSeq and is a predicted model, not a curated record. Bases 1 to 1395 code for a protein of 464 amino acids. The transcript is spliced from 10 exons. Lineage: Eukaryota; Metazoa; Mollusca; Gastropoda; Lepetellida; Haliotidae. Gene Ontology annotation, molecular function: protein binding.
AUGUCGACAUUGUUGUUGAUAUUGCUCAUAUCAACACUUGGUAUCGACUCUACACGUGGAACAUGUGUGGCCGACUGUGACUGGAGUGUGGGAGAGUGGGGAGAAUGCAGUAGAUCGUGUGGUGGAGGGUACCAAACCAGGAACAGAACACGUUGUUGUCAUGACAACGAAUCCUCGGAAGUAUGCCAAGAACGAUGUCAGAGCAGGCCGAUUGGCGAUGCCCCCGAAACCAACAGACCGUGCAACAAGAUUUGCUUCAAUGGAGGGGAGUUUGAUGAAAAUACUGGUCAGUGUAGGUGCAGACAGGGAUGGACAAGUACCUGCUGCCAAGAGGUUUCCACGUCCUAUAAAUUCACUUGCAUCUCUACAAGCAAACCAUACCAGGCAGUUGAUCCUCAGGUAGCCGAUGAACCAGAGACUACGUCUCUAAGCAGGGUCUAUGUCGUGAAAGCACAGAGGCCAAAUGAACCUUUCAUCAAGGAAAACUAUGUGCCUCUGAACAUAAAUAUAGUCAUCCGAUUAUGCUCCUACCACGCCCAGAGCAUAGGUGGGUGCGCGAUCAACCAAACAUCAACAUAUCUUAACUUACUUCAUAACGGCGCGGUGAUCUACAGUGAGAGGAGUGGGUAUCUUAGAGAUGUGAGCCAUGUCUUCCUCGAGAUUCCUUUUGGUGACAGAGCUCUUGAGUAUGACUGGAUCCCAGAAUUUCUCAAUGUAAAUGGCCAGUUUUCACACUUCCACUGCUCAAGGGAGUUUUCACAUGAUCAGCAUACUGUCCUUGGGCGACACCGACGACGGGCCAGUCGAAGUCUGAAGAUUGUAAUACGCACAAGUGGAAGUCUCUACUCAGGUACUAAGGCCACCAUCACCAUGAGAAUUACCGGCGACAAGGGCAGCUCUAGCAGCAUGAACAUGGACGGAAGCUUUCAGAGAGGAGAUGUUGAUACCAGUUACCGCAGUAUCAAUGAGAUAGGAAGGAUACAGAGUAUAAGGAUAUGGACUAGUGGGAACGGAUAUAAUCCAAACUGGAAGUUAGACUGGGUGCACAUUUAUGAACGUUCUGAAUCGAGUGUAAAAUAUGAAUUUAGAUGUGACUGCUGGUUCAAGGGAAAAGACAAUGGUCGAGACCUCUGGCAUGGCACAGCUUGCCCGGGUAUAUCCAACUGUCUAACACAGCGUUGUCGAACCUGUACAACAUGCAAGUCGCGCUCGAAGGAUGUUUUCUUCAGAUUAUCUGCAAACAAAAGAAAAUGUGACAUCACCUGCUCAUACGUGGACAACAGGUGGUGUUGGCCUGGCAACUGUUCCAGUGGUCUGAUGACAUCCUGCUCGUGUGAAAGUGGAUUCAGGAAGUCAGGGAACUCCACCUGUGACAGUGAGUGCUUCACGAUUUGA